AGAAGAAAAAAAUAAAAAAUGAGAAAAGAGGUUGCGAACAAGCAGGUUCUUUUCCGAGAUUUCGUAACGGGAUUUCCGAAAGAAUCCGAUAUGGUAUUGAGCACUGGCACGAUUCGGUUGAAGGUACCGGAAGGAUCGAAGGCUGUCCUCGUCAAGAAUCUCUACCUUUCUUGCGAUCCAUACAUGCGUAUCCGGAUGGCCAAGAACGAAGAUGAUGAUGAAUUUACUUCUUUCAUGCCAGGAUCGCCCGUUACCGGCUUUGGAGUGGCUAAAGUUUUAAACUCACGACAUCCGGACUUCAAAGAAGAUGACUUGGUUUGGGGGAUGACUGGAUGGGAAGAGUUCACUCUCAUAUCAGAGCCUGAGACCCUGUUUAAAAUUAAAUACACUGAUGUACCUCUUUCUUACUAUACAAGCAUUCUUGGUAUGCCUGGUCUUACAGCUUAUGUUGGAUUUUAUGAGAUCUGCGCUCCUAAGAAAGGUGAAUACGUCUUUUUGUCAGCAGCUUCUGGUGCCGUGGGUCAACUAGUCGGACAAUUCGCAAAGUUGAUGGGCUGCUACGUUGUUGGAAGUGCUGGUUCUAGUGAAAAGGUUGACCUAUUGAAAAUUAAGUUUGGGUUCGACGAUGCUUUCAACUAUAAGGAAGAACCUGACUUGAACGCAGCUUUAAAAAGGUAUUUUCCCGAGGGCAUCGACAUCUACUUUGAAAACGUGGGCGGUUUGAUGCUUGAUGCAGUACUAGCGAAUAUGAGGCUCCAUGGUCGCAUUGCAGUUUGUGGUAUGAUCUCUCAGUAUAACCUUGAGAAACCUGAAGGUGUGCACAACUUGCACUACGUCGUCACAAAGCGCAUCCAGAUGGAAGGGUUCGAGGCGUUCAAUUACUACUCUUUGUAUCCUCAAUUUCUUGAGGUGGUUCGACAAUAUAUCAAGGAAGGGAAGAUUAUUUAUGUGGAAGACAUAGUCGAAGGUCUUGAGAGUGCUCCGGCAGCCUUAGUAGGACUCUUCACAGGACGCAAUGUCGGGAAACAGGUAGUUGCAGUUUCCCAUGAGUGAUUCUGAGGCACGUUGAAUACACACCCAUGUCAGUACACACACUCCAUGUUAGCUACCCCCACUAGGGAUCGAUACCAAGACCUCAAGUGUUGAAACGAGGUAUCUCCACUCAGUCUGCCAGUUGAGCUAUGGAUAUGGGUGUCGCUAUUACUAUAGUCAUAGAAUAGUCUAUAAUUGGAUUUUACACAUGCAUAGUACUUUUAAGUUUUCCUAUUUCAAACAAUGUUCUAUGUAUCAGUGUGUCGCUAUGUGUCACACCAAUGGAAUACAAAAAUAUGGUGGGAAAUAUCAUAGGUAUUACCUAAUAUCUACUCUUA
Molecule: messenger RNA, 1370 nt
Organism: Magnolia sinica
Lineage: Eukaryota; Viridiplantae; Streptophyta; Magnoliopsida; Magnoliales; Magnoliaceae
Product: 2-alkenal reductase (NADP(+)-dependent)-like
Exons: 6
Coding region: 19-1053 (344 amino acids)
Molecular function (GO): 2-alkenal reductase [NAD(P)H] activity
Source: RefSeq, a predicted model, not a curated record